CACACUGCUCCCCCGGGUCGGAGCCCCCCAGAGCUGCGCGAGGGCUUGCUGCAAAAAGCCGAGCACAGAACUCCUUGCCCGCGCAGUCCUGCCCGCGCCCGGCCUCUUGGCGCUCUUGCUGCCCCGCCGCCCACUUUUCAGGCCCCCCAGCCGCACCGAGCGAGCGAGCCGGCCCGGGACGAGCUCCGGCCUCGGCCGCCUGGCGCUUCCCCAGCUCCGUUCCUUCUGCCCCCCGGGGGUCGCGCGCCCACCAUGCCGAAGGGCCCCGGCUCGCUGCUGCUGCUGGUCCUGGCCUCGCACUGCUGCUUGGGCUCCGCGCGCGGGCUGUUCUUCGGCCAGCCCGACUUCUCCUACAAGCGCAGCAAUUGCAAGCCCAUCCCCGCCAACCUGCAGCUGUGCCACGGCAUUGAGUACCAGAACAUGCGGCUGCCCAACCUGCUGGGCCACGAGACCAUGAAGGAGGUGCUGGAGCAGGCGGGCGCCUGGAUCCCGCUGGUCAUGAAGCAGUGCCACCCGGACACCAAGAAGUUUCUGUGCUCGCUCUUCGCCCCGGUAUGCCUCGAUGAUCUGGACGAAAUCAUCCAGCCGUGCCACUCGCUCUGUGUACAGGUGAAGGACCGCUGCGCUCCGGUCAUGUCCGCCUUCGGCUUCCCCUGGCCCGACAUGCUCGAGUGCGACCGUUUCCCCCAGGACAACGACCUCUGCAUACCCCUCGCUACCAGCGACCACCUCCUGCCCACCACUGAAGAAGCCCCUAAGGUCUGUGAAGCCUGCAAAAAUAAAAACGAGGAUGACAACGACAUAAUGGAGACUCUUUGUAAAAAUGAUUUUGCACUGAAAAUAAAAGUGAAGGAGAUAACCUACAUCAACAGAGACACGAAAAUCAUCCUGGAGACCAAGAGCAAGACCAUUUACAAGCUGAACGGGGUGUCCGAACGGGACCUGAAGAAGUCGGUGCUGUGGCUCAAAGACAGCUUGCAGUGCACCUGCGAGGAGAUGAACGACAUCAACGCGCCCUACCUGGUCAUGGGACAGAAACUGGGCGGCGAGCUGGUGAUCACCUCGGUGAAGCGGUGGCAGAAGGGGCAGAGAGAGUUCAAGCGCAUCUCCCGCAGCAUCCGCAAGCUGCAGUGCUAGCUGUGGCGCUCUGCUCCGGCGGCUCCGACAGGCCGGCCCCAGGGCGCGGCCGGCCACUUCCGCGCGAGGCCCAGGCCUCGGCUCUCUGUCCCAAGCACAGUCCCUGCAGCUCCGGCCCCAGCCUGGAGCAGCGCCCCCUGCCUUUUGCACAUUUGCACCCCCAGCAUUUCCUGAGUUAUUAGGCCCCAGGAGGCCUCAGGAAUGGGUACCUGUCUUCACAUUAAGGAGAAACCCAGCCAAGUCUUGUAGAAAUAUUCAAACUAAUAAAAAUCAUGCAUAUUUUUAUGAAGUUUUAAAAUAGCUCACUUUAAAGUUAGUUUGGAAUAGGGACAACUGUGACUUGGGUCUGAUUUUUUUUUUCCCCUCUUUGGUCUGGUCACCUGACUUUCACUUUUCUGCUGAGGAUGCCGUAAAUGUCCAAAUAGCUUCAUUUUUGUCUGUGGCCCAAACUGCUGUGGGUCACAGCCCCAGUUGAGAUAAAGCUGGCUGUUAUCUCAACAUCUCUCAGCUCCAGCCUGAGACGCCUCGCCUAAGUGUUCAAACAGUUACGUGUCAUUUUACACCCUCAUUGGGACUUCACAACUGUAGCGUGUAUUGCAUUUCCAAGUAGAGGACUUCCAUUUAUAAGAAGCACAUUAACCAUCAUAGCAUGAAUUCAUUGAAUAAAGGGCACAACAGACAAGUUUUGUAAUUGACCUGAGUCCUUUAAGCUUUGUUUAAAACAUUUUUUCUUAUUUUUGCAAAUUAAACCAUUGUAGCUUACCUGUAAUAUACAUAGUAGUUAACCUUAAAAAGUUGUAAAAAUAUUGCUUUAACCAACAUUGUAAAUAUUUCAGAUAAACGUUAUAUUCUUGUAUAUAAACUUCA
Molecule: messenger RNA, 2004 nt
Organism: Phyllostomus discolor (pale spear-nosed bat)
Lineage: Eukaryota; Metazoa; Chordata; Mammalia; Chiroptera; Phyllostomidae
Gene: SFRP2
Product: secreted frizzled related protein 2
Exons: 3
Coding region: 253-1137 (294 amino acids)
Biological process (GO): canonical Wnt signaling pathway; negative regulation of canonical Wnt signaling pathway; non-canonical Wnt signaling pathway
Molecular function (GO): Wnt-protein binding
Source: RefSeq, a predicted model, not a curated record